Molecule: messenger RNA, 1859 nt
Organism: Vigna angularis (adzuki bean)
Lineage: Eukaryota; Viridiplantae; Streptophyta; Magnoliopsida; Fabales; Fabaceae
Product: syntaxin-121
Exons: 2
Coding region: 541-1446 (301 amino acids)
Biological process (GO): exocytosis; vesicle fusion; intracellular protein transport
Cellular component (GO): endomembrane system; SNARE complex; plasma membrane
Molecular function (GO): SNAP receptor activity; SNARE binding
Source: RefSeq, a predicted model, not a curated record
CAAAAUACUAGCAUUAGUUUUUGCUAAACCAAAAUCCCUUUUUUUUUUCAAAUAUUUUCUCCCUUUUGAGCCUUCUAUUUCUGCAGUAUUCCACCAUUGCCCUUUCCUUGGUUCCCAAAUUUCAAGACUGAUUCACACGAAAUUUCCCACAAACCCAUUUCUCCAGUCCCAACCUCCUUUGACCCGUUAUCACCUUCUCUGUCUGCUACCAUUCCACACAUUCUUAUUUUUCUCACAUAUUGUAAAGCCACCAUUUGGGCAAGACCCAUCAACUUUGCAUAUAAUAAAACCGUGUUUUUCUCAUUAUUUCUUACCCAAUUAAAAAUUACAAACCAUCUUGCAAUUUGAACCAGUCUUCCCCACUUUCACCAAAAUAUUAUUAUUAUUAAAGAAAAUUUCAAACCCUUCGUUCCAAAGCCUCUGCCAUUUAUAUAGCCAUAUACAAAUUUUCUCGAUACAUAUAUACACUUUCAUUCGGAUAAUUUUCUCUCAUCUUAUAAUUCUUUUCACUUCUUUUCCUCCAUACAUCACAACCUUAAAAUGAACGACUUGUUCUCCGGCUCCUUCACCCGCAACAGCGACCAAGCCUCGCCGGACCACCACCACCACGUGGUCGAGAUGGCGGCGGUGGAGGGCGGCGUGAACCUGGAGAAGUUCUUUGAGGAAGUUGAGCCGGUAAAAGCAGAGUUGAAAGAGCUAGAGCGUCUCCAUGAGAACUUACGUGGUUCCCACGAAAAAAGCAAGACCCUUCACAGUGCUAAUGCUGUGAAAGAGCUUCGCUCACGCAUGGACGCUGAUGUAGCACUGGCUUUAAAGAAAGCCAAGCUCAUCAAGGUCCGGCUCGAAGCUCUGGACCGGUCCAAUCAGACAAGCCGAAACCUGCCUGGUUCUGGACCGGGUUCUUCCUCCGACAGGACCAGGACAUCUGUGGUGAGCGGAUUGAGGAAGAAUCUGAAGGACUCCAUGGACAACUUCAAUAGCCUUAGGCAACAGAUAUCGACGGAGUACAGGGAAACCGUGCAGCGGAGAUAUUAUACUGUUACCGGAGAGAACCCUGAUGACAAAACCAUCGACCUUCUCAUUUCUACCGGUGAGAGUGAAACAUUUUUGCAGAAAGCGAUUCAGCAGCAAGGUAGAGCGAGUGUGAUGGAUACGAUCCAAGAGAUUCAAGAGAGGCACGAUACAGUGAAAGAGAUAGAGCGAAACCUGAAGGAGCUGCACCAGGUCUUCCUAGACAUGGCUGUGUUGGUGCAGUCCCAGGGAGAGCAAUUGGACGACAUCGAGAGCCAUGUAGCACGUGCCAACUCGUACGUGCGAGGUGGGGUCCAGCAGCUCCAAGUAGCAAGGAAGCACCAGAAAAACACGCGAAAGUGGACCUGCUAUGCCAUCAUUUUGCUCAUCAUUAUCACUUUGAUCAUAGUUCUCCCCAUAGUUCUAAGAAAUUAAUUGUUAUUAUUAUUCCUCCCUCUAGUGGUGGCUGCCAAGAACGUGGACCGGUUCAAUCAUCGUUGUUAUUAUCUUAUUAUAGUCAAGUCUCGUGUAAUGUUUUUGGUCAUGUUUUCUAAAUUUUCCACGUUGAAUUGGUACCUGUUUGAAGAUUGAGAUGUUUUGGUCGGGUUUCUAGAAGGCACGAAGAGGAACUCGCAGAAGCAGUUUUAUGGAGGUGGUAUAUUCUUUUGCAGAUAUCUAUGCAUGUAUAUAUUACCUUGUUAUCUGAAAAUUUAUUAGGUAGCUUUAUGAGUGAAGUACUAUAGUCAUUGUUUUGUUUGUUCAUUUGUACAAAGGAGUUGCACCAUUAUUCAUAGCAUGUUGCUUUUAGCAUAUUCCUUUCUCCUUUAUUGAACCAUUUGAUUGGUGAU